Molecule: messenger RNA, 921 nt
Organism: Hordeum vulgare subsp. vulgare (domesticated barley)
Lineage: Eukaryota; Viridiplantae; Streptophyta; Magnoliopsida; Poales; Poaceae
Product: cysteine-rich receptor-like protein kinase 6
Exons: 1
Coding region: 1-855 (284 amino acids)
Source: RefSeq, a predicted model, not a curated record
AUGAGCCACCUCGUCCUGCUAUCCCUCGCCGUCGUGCUGCUGGCGCGGCGCGCCGCGGCGUAUCCGUGGCAGGUGUGCGGCACGGCAGCCAACUUCACGGCCAACAGCACGUACCAGGCCAACCUGGGCCUCGUCGCCGCGGCGCUGCCCAGGAACAUCUCGUCGUCCACGGACCUCUUCGCCACCGCCGUGGUCGGCGCCGCCCCGGACAAGGUCUGGGCGCUCGCGCUCUGCCGGGGCGACGCCAACGCCACGGCCUGCUCCGGCUGCCUCGCCAUGGCGUUCCAGGACGUGCAGAACCAGUGCGCCUACGACAGGGACGCCGCCAUCUACUACGACCCCUGCGCGCUCUACUACACCUCCAACGCCACCUCCCUCUCCUCCUUGGACAGCGUCGGGAGGACGAACCGCGUCAACAACCAGAACGUCACGUCCGACCCCGGGCGGUUCAACCGCCAGGCGGCCGCGGUCGUGAACGCCACCGCAGACUACGCGGCGUACAACUCCACGCGGCGGUACGCGUCCGGGGAGGCCGACCUCGGCGGCCAGUUCACCAGGGUGUACAGCUGGGCGCAGUGCACGCCGGACAUGACGCCGGCGAGGUGCCGUGGUUGCCUCGCCGGACUCAUCGCCAGUAUGCCGAGGCGGCUCGCCGACCGCGUCGGAGCGAGAUCACUUGGGGUCAGGUGCAGCUACCGAUACGAGACGUACUCCUUCCUCGGCGGCCCGGUGAUGGUCAGGCUGGCAGCGCCGCCGCCGAGCUCGCCAGCGCCUGCGCCUGCAGUUGGGCCCGCGGUUCCAACUCCAGGGCCGGUCGCCGGAGGUGAGUCUUGGUAUGUUUUAUCCGGUCGCUAGCGUGACAGAUUACCUUGUUCCAUGGAAGAUUUCCAUUAGUACUGAUGAGUCAUUUAGCAAUCAUUC